Homalodisca vitripennis (glassy-winged sharpshooter) is the source of this 950-nucleotide messenger RNA. RefSeq names its product protein Daple-like. The coding region runs from base 178 to 879 and encodes 233 amino acids. NCBI's taxonomy places the organism in Eukaryota, Metazoa, Arthropoda, Insecta, Hemiptera, Cicadellidae. The transcript has 6 exons. The record is from RefSeq and is a predicted model, not a curated record.
GCUAGAAGUGGUAUUUUAGUAACUGUGCAUCUCCAACGCACUACUGAAACAGUGCCAAAUAGGACUAUCAUACUAGACAUCAUUGCUUUCAGAUCCUAGGAAACUUGUCAGGAUCAUCAGUUUGAAAUUGUUCUGGAAAUUCACUCUUCAUUUGCUUUCUAUAUUGAUAAAGUAAAAAUGGCUGACAGUCAAGAAACAAAAAGUCCAGGAGAAGCUGAACAAGCAAAAGAACCUCAGGUUGUAAAUGUAGUUGUUGAGCCAGAGAAGAAGCAAGAUGUAUCCUCCCCGGCCGUACCUCAAACACCAGAAGAUCUCUCACAACUGACUCCCGCCAUUAUGGAGUCAUUGUGUUUUGAAGCAGGGAAGAAGUCUGAACAAGAACUGCGCACACACAUUGCUCAGCUACAAGGCCUGUUGGGAAAGGUGAUAGAAUUACUCAAGGACAAGAGCGCAGUCUGCAGUAAUCUUGAGAAACAAAACACAGCUCUCAUGUUACAAAGCAACUCACUGAAGGAUGUGGUGGCCAUCACAAAGGACCUGUUGAGCAUCAGGAAUAUGGAAGUGGAGCAUCUCCAUGUGGACAUCAAGAGUAUGGAGGAGAAAAUCAACAUUGAGCGAGAACGACACAACAACAUGCUCAACAGGAUGUCCGAAGCUGUCAAAUUGAAUGAAAAUUUGAAGGCAGAGUACCAGUCCCAGCUGGGGUUGUUUAACGACUUGCGAGCCCGUUACGAGGAGAAAGUGGCACUACUGGAGAGAGAGAAUAAAAGGUUAUCUGCUCAGAUCUCGGGUUCUAGUACAACUAAUGGAACAGCUGAACAAACAGAACAUAGUGAGCAGGGAGUGGAACUAUCACUCAACCCCAUUUCACCUCCAUGAAGAUAUUUCAAUAUUUCAUAAAAAAAUAUGUUUUGUGUAUGUAUGCAAUAAAGGGAAUUUAUUUUACUAAA